AUGGCGGAGUCGAUCGUGUCCUUUGCCGUUGAAAGAGUUCGUGAUCUGCUCAUUGAAGAGGCUAAGUUCUUGUGGGAAGUGGAAGGCCAGGUGAAGGACAUGCAGAAGGAGCUGAAGAGAAUCCAGUGCUUCCUGAAAGAUGCGGACAGGAGGCAAGAUGAGGACGAGGUCAUCCACAACUGGGUCUCCGAGAUUAGAGACAUCGCCUACGAUGCGGAGGAUGUUACAGAGACCUACAUCCUUAAAGUCACAUUGAAUAAGGAGAAGGCUGGCAGCAACUAUCUCAAGUUACUGACUGGCUAUCUGACGAAGUGCGUCUGCGUGGACGUCCACAAAGCCGGAAACGAGAUCGUGGAUAUCAAGUCUAAGAUCUCCAGCCUCACGGCGAGUAUGCAGACAUACGGCAUAAGACCUAUAAAAGAAGGCGAGAGCUUGAGAUCCUGUUAUAGGAAGCAACAGAAGACAAACCAAUCCCAUGCCCAUGUCGAGGAAGAUUUUGUCGGGAUGGAGGACAGCAUAAAAGAUAUGGUGGGGGAGAUGGUAAAGAGAGGAAGGCAGCACCGCGUUGUUUCCAUCUGCGGAAUGGGCGGUCGUGGGAAGACAUCACUCGCCAAGAAAGUUUACUCUCACGAAGAGGUCAGGCGCAACUUUGACUGCUUUGCCUGGACAUGUGUGUCUCAGCAGUACCAGGUGAAAGAAAUACUGGUGGAGAUCCUCAUCGAGUUCAUACCCGAUCAGCGGAAGGAAAUUCUAGAGAUGAGGGAACAGGAGCUACUGAAAACCUUAUACAUAGCCCAGCAAAAGAAGAGAUGUCUUGUGGUUCUUGAUGAUGUCUGGACAACUGAAGCUUGGGACAAUCUCAAAGGUGCAUUUCCCAUGGAAAACACGAGCAGCAAGAUCCUGUUGACUACGCGCAAUCAGACCAUAGCAAAGUAUGUAGAUCCACACUGUUUUGUCCAUGAACCUCGGUACCUGUCUGAAAAGGAGAGCUGGGAGUUGCUGAUGAGGAAAGCCUUUCCUGGAAGAGCCGAUCCAACCAUUCACCCGGAAAUGGAACGGUUAGGAAAGAAUAUGCUUAGACAAUCUGGAGGUUUACCCUUGGCUGUCAUUGUCCUUGGUGGAGUCCUGGCAAAGAAAAAGACUUUGAGUGAGUGGGAAACAGUUCAACGGAACAUAGACUUAGAUCUACAGAAGGGCCGGAUUGAAGUAUCUAAAGUGUUGGCGCUGAGCUAUGAGGAUUUGCCCUACCAUCUGAAACCAUGCUUCCUUUAUUUCGCGAAUUUCCCAGAAGAUGUGGCUAUUCCUGCUAGGAAGCUCGUUCACAUGUGGAUUGCUGAAGGCUUCUUCCCGUCCACAGCAUCCGGUGGGAAGGGAGAGAGGACGAUCGAAGACGUUGCAGAGCACUCCCUAAAUGAACUUGUCAAUCGAGGAUUGGUCCAAGCACGAGUAUCGAAAUCAACUGGGAAAAUCAAGACCUGCCACCUUCACGAUCUUAUGCGAGAUCUCUGCAUCUUGAAAGCGAAGGAGGAAAACUUCCUUGAUGUCAUAAAUCUUCAGAAAAUCAAUGAAACUACUGACAGUUCUUCGGCUUUCAAAGUUCGAAGGCUAUCCAUAUACUUGAACGGUGAGGAUGGUAUUGAAGGGUAUCCGCCUUCGGUGACAUCAAAGCUUGGAGAAACUUCACAUCUCCGAGCUCUUAUCUUGUUUGAUCCUAAAGGAUGUGGGAUGAAAAGUUGGGAGCAAAUGCAAACUCUAUAUUUGAACUAUGAAUUUCUCAGAGUAUUAGACCUGGAAGGUUUCUAUUCUCUGGCAGGAGCCCUCCCAAAAUCAGUUGGAGAUCUGGUCCAUUUACGGUACUUGAACUUAAGAAACACGAGAGUUGAAGAGCUUCCUGUGUCAUUGGGGAACCUUGAAUGCAUGGAAACCCUGGAUUUACGGGUUUCCAGAGCCGGAGCUGUACUUGUUCCUGAUGUGUUAUGGAAGAUGAAAAGAUUGAAAUAUCUCUACCUUCCUCUUCAGUUUUCUGUAAGGGGCUCGGAGAAGUUGCAGCUGCAUAGUCUGAAGCAUCUGGAAACUUUGAAAAAUUUUUCUCCGACCAUGUGUGAGGUUAAAGAUCUAGAGAAACUCACCAAUCUACGAAGACUGACAUUUUGUCCACUAGAAGGUACCGAGGGGUUGGAGCAAGUCCUCAAACUCGGAGGAAUCACCCUCAAACGCAUCCGAUGCACAUCCUUCAAAAUCACCUGGACAUUUCCAGAGCCGAAUCUGGGGCAAUUAUCAGGAUACCGCCAUCCUUGUAACCUCUUCCUUCAAGGAUCAAUUCAGAAGUUGCCAGAGGACAAGCAUUUUCCAAACCGAAUCAGGAAGUUGAUCCUGAAGAAGUCCAAGCUCGAGGAGGAUCCAAUGCCGAAGCUGGAGAAGCUGCAGAAUCUGAUCGUCCUCCACUUGCUAGAGGAUGCCUUUAUGGUGAAGGAGAUGGCCUGUUCCUCACAAGGCUUUCCUCAACUGAGAAGCCUGCUUCUCAGUGAGCUGAGCUGCUUGGAGGGAUGGAAGGUUGCAGAAGGAGCCUUGGCUUGUCUUUCACACCUAGGAGUUGCCAACUGUGCCAGAAUGAGAAGGGUAGUGCCUGAAGGUUUGAGCUUUGUCGCUGACCGGCAGAAGCUUGACUUUGUCUAUGUAGCAGCAGGCAACCGAGGGCGGUUUCGGGUGGUGAGAGAAGGUAAAAGAUGGGUUUACCACAGAGACAACGGGGUAGUGGUAAGAGAAGUCCAGGCAGAGCGUGAUGCAUCGGCAGAAGAAAGAAAGUCUGCAGAGGAAUGGAUGCUUGACUACGCCCCGCAACAGGCAGAGCGUGAUGCAUCGGCAGAAGAAAGAAAGUCUGCAGAGGAACGGAUACUUGACUACGCCCCGCAACAGGCAGAGCGUGAUGCAUCGGCAGAAGAAAGAAAGUCUGCAGAGGAAUGGAUGCUUGACUACGCCCUGCAACAGGUCACGUCAAAAUUAGCACCAGCACGAAGAAGAAAAAUAGCAUUGCUUGUCGAGGCAUUCGAGACUGUUGCGCCUAUGCCGCCUCUUGUUGACGCAGACAGAGAAGAGAGUGAAGAGAUGGAAGCUGAUGUGCCUGGUGAGGAAGAGACCGAGCAUGAUAAGAGCCUGAACUCGGAUGACUUCAACACCCGAGAACAAAAAGAUCCAGCCCUAGAGCGAGACAGAGCUAUUGCAUUGGUUGUCGAGGCAAUCGAGACUAUUUCGCUGCCGCCUCUUGUUGACGCAGACAGAAAAGAGGGUGAAGAGAUGGAUAGCUGAUGUGCCUGGUAAGGAAGAGACUGAGCACCAUAAGAGCCUGAACUCGGAUGACUACAACCUCCGAGAACAAAAAGAUCCAGCCCCAGAGCCAGAAACAGGAGCUGUUGCACGUCUUCCGGGGCAAGAGCAGGCCAGACGAGGAUUUCGAGCGAGACUAUUACCGGUUCUCAGAGUUCUGCAGUUCAUCUCCUUACUUCGAGCUCUUCCACGCUUCAACCCUAGGCAGUAAGCCAUUUAUAUAGUACUUUAGUCAAAUAUUCUCCUUUCUUCCUCAGUAAAUUGAUGCAUGAAGGACUGUCCUGGACCUGCCAUACCUACACUUUGAGUUUGUUUGGAAUCCAUGGGCAACAUUCUGUCCUUCCGAAUCCGAAAUCUUGCACAAGCAGACGACUGAUGAAAAUCAAGAGAGGAGAUUUAGCAACUUUCAUUUUCCAGUUCAACAUAAAUUACAUGCAUGUGAAGAUCUUUCAAGUGGAAGACUAAAAUGAACUGUACUCAGUGCUUCCAUAUAAUUGAGUUGUAUUUGUUGCAUAAAAGGCCAACUGUCCUCUGUUGCGUCGAAAAGGCCUCUCUACUUUUGAUGCUUCCAGGUGGAACCUUUGUCUCUUCUAACAUCGACUCAAAACUCAUGAUUCAUUUUACAGUCAUUUGAUGGAAUAAGAUCCAAGCAAAAUACACUGUGAUA
Punica granatum (pomegranate) is the source of this 3991-nucleotide messenger RNA. The record is from RefSeq and is a predicted model, not a curated record. NCBI's taxonomy places the organism in Eukaryota, Viridiplantae, Streptophyta, Magnoliopsida, Myrtales, Lythraceae.